AUGAUUUCGCGCGAUGAUCCUAGAAUGCGAUCGUGGUGCGAUCUUCUGCACCAUCAGCGUGGUCAGAGCCGAUCGUGGCGCAGUGCGAUGGCUGGCCAGUGGGCAAUAAAAGAAGUAACGGGUCAAUGGCUGGCGAUCGUAUAAAAUGCCUUGGGUGCCUUUUGGAUAAUUUAGUCUGAGCCCACAAGUUGCCGCGAUUGCGUCUCAUCGUCUUGUGUGAUUCUUGAAUUUCAAAUUUUGAGUCUUUCUUGUUCUUUUAACGGAUAAUGCGAAUUAUUGGUGUUUUAGCCAUCCUCACACUCUCGGGUGUUGUGAAUGGGGCCACUAUUUUUCGAAAUGCCCGAGAAGUUGUCGCGGAAGUGGAAAAAGUGAUUCAGGAUGCUCCCCUGGCGGAUGCCAAGGAGUCAGUGAGCCUCGUUGAAGCUCCUGCGAUGAAGGAGAUCAUACCCGAGGCACCCACAAAUGAGAUCCCUGUGGCACUAGAGGAUGGUGCUAAGGAGAUGGUGGUGGAGGAGAUCCUCCCCGAGGAGGCUCUAGUUGUGAAAUCGGAAGUAGUGCCCGCAAUUGUGGCGGAAAUUAUCAAGGAACCUGUCAUGGAAGUAGAGGAGGUUGAUGUGGUGAAUUCUGUGAAACAAACGUCCAUGGAGGAGCCACAGAGGCCUGAAAUGCCCAUGGAAGAGCCACAGAGACUUGAAAUGCCUAUGGAAGAGCCACAAAAGUCUGAAAAUCCCAUGGAAGAGCCACAGAGGCCUGAGAUGCCCAUGGAAGAACCACAGAGGCCUGAGAUGCCCAUGGAAGAACCACAGAGGCCUGAGAUGCCCAUGGAAGACCCACAGAGGUCUGAAAUGCCCAUUGAGGAACCUCAACGGCCAGAGAUGCCUAAUGAAGAGCUACAAAGGCCAGAAAUGACAAUGGAAGAAAUUAGAGAGCCUGCUCCUGAAAUACCCUUAGAAGAGGCACCUCAGUCUGAAGCACUGCCUGAAGAAAGGCCAGAGGAAAUUCGAGAACAGACACGUGAAAUUGAGAGGAUUCCUGAAGAGCAAAUGUCAGAGGAAAAGCACAUUGUGAUGGAACAACAGCGUGAAGAGAUGAGGCCCGAAGAUAUAUCUGAAAAUGAACUGAGUGAACCUGAAAUGCCCAAAAUUAUUGAAGAAGCUAAAAUCCCUGAAAUUCUUGAAGAAUUCCGUGAGGAGAUAAUGGAGAAUGAGGAAAAGAAAUCAGAGGCUCAACGUGAGGAAAAAAUUGAGGAGAAGCCACAGGAGAUGCCCAUUGAAGCACCCCAAGAAAUGGGUCGUGAAGAACCCAUUCGGGAAGAACGAGAGGAAGAGAAACCACAGGAGAUUCAAGAGGAGAAAUUGGAUGAGAAAGUUGAAGAAAAUCCAGAAGAGAAAUUCGAUGAGGAGCCCAAGGAAAUGGGACGAGAAGAGCCUAUUAGCGAAGAUGCCCAGGAACCAGAAAACCCACAAGAACAGCCUCAGGAACAGCCACAGGAACAGCCUCAAGAACCUCAAGAACAGCCCCAGGAACAACCUCAGGAACAACCUCAGGAACAACCUCAGGAACCACCUCAGGAACAACCUGAACAGCAACCCGAAGAACCUCAGGAACAACCACAAGAACAGCCUCAACAGCAACCCCAAGAGCCUCAAGAACAGCCUCAAGAACAACCUCAGGAGCAACCACAAGAGCAGCCCCAAGAAGGUCGUCCUGUGGAACCAGAGGAGUCUCCACGGCAGAAUGAAAUCCCAGCUGAGGACAAGCCCACUACAACACGCCCAAACAACCCAAACAUCAUCCAAUCUUUCCAGGCUUCCUUAGGUAACCUGUUGACUCAAAAUCCUCUGGCUCAGGCAAUUCGUGGACCAACCAACAAUAAGCCUGCUGAUGAUGCUACACCCGCCGCAGAGCGUCCCAAUCUCCUCCAACAGUUCUCAAAUUUUAUCAGCCGACCAGCUUCAGCCCCAGCUACCCAAAGUGACGAUGCCCCAGCACAGCAAGCCAACCAGAAUCCUAUCCAGAACGCCUUUAAUAGUGUCCCACAGCCAGCUCCUGAGAAGGCCCUGACUGCCGAUAUGGCUCCAGCUGCCCCAGCUGAGGAGGCCAAACCCGCCGAGGAGACCCAAAAUUCCCCAGCUGAGGAGUCUCAGAGUUCCCCAGCUGAGGAGCCUCAGAGUUCCCCAGCUGAGGAGCCUCAGAGUUCCCCAGCCGAAGAGCCCAAACCCGCCGAAGAUCUCACGCAAACGCCAGCGCCAGAGGCCCAAGAGGAACCCUAAAGCCCUUUAGCCCACCCCUAGCUCCCCUGCCACUCAAUCCCUUAUCUUAAGCGUUUUAGGUCAUAGAACUUCUCUAUAAACUAGUUAGGCUCAUCGCAAAAAAAAGACAAAUAUACUGUAGGUGUUCUAAGGUCGCAGCUCCUAAAAUUAAUUUUCUUCACGAAAAGAAAUGCCAUUAGCAGCUCACGAGAGAGAGAGAUUAAAUCACGUGCCUUUUUAUUUAUUUGACGACCUCAAUAAUGCCCGAGGUCGAUGAAAUCCCAAUAUUUAUAAUUUAUUAUUUGUGUGAUUUCGAGAUGCUCCCAAGUAUUUCGGAAGUAUAACGCGAGAUUCAUUCUUUGAUCAAAUAAAGAACAAACAAAUUA
Molecule: messenger RNA, 2638 nt
Organism: Phlebotomus papatasi
Lineage: Eukaryota; Metazoa; Arthropoda; Insecta; Diptera; Psychodidae
Product: fibrous sheath CABYR-binding protein-like
Exons: 2
Coding region: 267-2273 (668 amino acids)
Source: RefSeq, a predicted model, not a curated record